CCAGUAGUCGAGGGACCUCUUCCGAAACCACGCAUAGCCGAUACGUUUCUCCACCGAUCGAGUUCGUUUUGAAUGCAAAGAUUCCGACGAAGAGGCCAUGGAUCGCAAUUAUGUGUAUUUUGAUGACUAAAAUGUUUACAAAGUGGGCUUUUUGUCUCCUGGUGCAGAAUAUGUUUAGCUACUGCAAUGUGAUGCUUGAUAAAACGAUGGCAGAGGCAUAUGAAGUGAAGCUUAUAUUCUCAGCCGGCACGUUAGUCAUUUGUCUCAUAGGAGGGUUGAUUGCUGACACAGUUCUAGGAAUGUUUUUCACAGGAACCUUGUCAUUUGUAUGGCAACUUGUAGGAUUGUUGUUCAUUCUUGGUUCGACGUUUACAGAGAACACAGCGGAUGCACAUCCACGUACGGAUCUGUACAUGGUCGGGUUAGGUUGUACAGCCAUAGCUUACAGUGGUCUAAACGCCAUACUGGUUGUAUAUGGAGCGGAGCAGCUACGCAAAGAUAGCCACAGACAGUCGUAUAUACAUUGGAACUAUUUCUUUAACAACUUUGGUGCCUUACUGGGUGUUCCCGUGACAACCUCCCUUGCAGUGGUCGAGUUCUCAACGAACACUCACUAUUACUUCGUGGCCUGCUUCACAACUGCCGUCAUCGUGACGGCACUGGCCUUGUUGGCGUUUACAGCUGGAUUUAGGCAUUACAAAGAUACAACAAUACGAGGAAAGAAAAUCCUCCAUGCUGUGAAGGCGGCCUUGUCUUCUACACCGGGGUGCUGCCGGACUGUCCGGUCAAUACUGACGAGUCCUGCGGGAUCACGAUAUUCUACUUCUGUGCCUCACAACAACGACGACACAAAACUGGAUACCGCAUUGCUACAGACGUACGACCGGCUGACGGCUCGGGGAAUUCUCCGUGUAUUACUGAUCAGCUCAGCAUUCCUUGGUUUUGCCGUGUACUACUAUGGGUUAAUCGACUCGGCGCUAGUCUUACAGUCGGAGGGCAUGAAGAUGUACAACUUCACUCUUUACCAUGUGCCGGAUGAUGCCAGUAAACUGGAAGCAUUCAAUCUGGCCGGGGUCUGCCUCUUGAUACCAAUCAUGGACCUAAUCUUAUACCCUUACCUAAGAAAGAGGGGAAGUAAAGUUCCAUGUGACGCCAGGAUAUUAACUGGUAUGGCUAUAGGAAGUUUAGCUGCAAUUUAUUCAAUAGUUCUAGAGGGACAAAGAAAAGAAAUUUGCGAACUGAAUGAUGGGGAACCAACUCUAUCCUGGUUUUAUAUAACACCUUCGAUUACAUUUCUUACAGUAGCAGAGGCAUUCGCUUUCGUUGCAGCAUAUGAAUACUGCUACCUCCAGGGCCCGACGGGUCUCCGUUGUGUGUCGGUAGGACUGUUAGAUACGGCCACUGGUCUGUCUAGUUUUAUCGCCAUCGGAAUAAGAAAGCUUGUACAAGAUAAGCAAAGAUCCUGGUUUCCAGACAAACAUGCAACCAAAGUCUGCGAGCUUGGCAACAAGAGCCGUUUAGAGAAUUUCUUCCUGAUACAGCUGGGAAUUCUUUUAUUGUCUGCAGUUUCAUACCUGUGUGUUAUUUCUAGCAUAGAAAAACUGCAAAACAUCACCAGGGUAUUCGUUAAGAAGCGCCCAGAAAAGUCUGUGUUUGGCUCUGUCAACACCAGCGAAAACGACGAAGAAUUAAUGGAAUCUUCUUACGAAGAAAUACGGAAUAGCAGGCAUUUAAGCGGUGACAAUAGCAGUGAAAUGUUCGAAUCGUGGGAGACCUAUGACACGUUAGACAUUUCCCAAGCGGGGCCAGGGGACGCCAACGCCCAAAGCUCGUUAUCUAGCUCCAUGUCUAGUGCUGUCCUCUAUGUUCAACCCAGUGAACAAGCCAGCGCCCCCUGUCGGACAAAAAAGAAGAAGCGCACCAGUAAAAAACAUCUUCCAUGCACAUCAGAUGACACAAAAAGCAGCCUGUCUGCGUCUGUAUCUGUGCAUGUAAAUGAUGAAAUGAAAUCAAACCGUUUGUCUUAUGACACUAUAGACACAAUGCUGUGAAGAUUGUGAAAUUUUCCAGCGUACUGAUCAUAAUUUAGAUUAGAAUCUUAUGUUAGACGACUGGGACAAUAUUGUACAGAAAAAGUCAAAAAGGUUACAUGUAGGUGCUUUUUUCCAGUGCACUGUGGACUGCAUGAAAUUGACAAUUGUUUCAGAUAAGCCUAUAAGAGACUAAUGAGUGUAAUUAUUUAUACAGCUAAGAACAAUUUACAAAUUCCCAAAAUUUGUGUUGUUUUCAAGAAGAAACAGUUUGGAGGACUUUGCUGUCAUUCAGUUGUUCUUUUCUGUAUUUUUGGUGGGAGGUGAAUCAAGCCUUUUUUGUUGACAGAUAUAAUGUUACAAACGACCGUGAAUGACAUGUGUGUAGUACUUAGGCCUAUAGUCAAAACAAUGGUAGGUAAUGGAGAUGAUAUACAACUAUUUUGAUAGAUGCAAUGUGUAACAAAUGUUAUGCAAAUU
Molecule: messenger RNA, 2510 nt
Organism: Lingula anatina
Lineage: Eukaryota; Metazoa; Brachiopoda; Lingulata; Lingulida; Lingulidae
Biological process (GO): transmembrane transport
Cellular component (GO): membrane
Molecular function (GO): transmembrane transporter activity
Source: RefSeq, a predicted model, not a curated record